GGAGAGCGGAUUCAGGUCAUUCUGGACCAGACCCCACAAAGGUCCAAUCGAUUUCAUACACGUACACGUCUUACAAUAAAGCAUCCCCUAUCAUAGCCCAACCGACGAGUAUCUGACUCCCAAGUUUAUUGUCUUAAUUUCUUCUUAAUAUCAUAAUCAACUUUUUAAUCUUUUCUCUCCCACUUGCUGGCUCACUCACUGUCAAGACUCUCACAAAGCUCACUCUCUCUUUCACGGGCUUGUGAUUUCCGAUUCAGUUCAGCAAGAAAGCAGAGCAAAGAUGGGCUCUGUUUCGCUGAAAAUAGGUGAUGGAACAGCAAGAUUCAAGAGGGCUUCUCUGUGCUCCUCGGCAGUGAAUGUGCUGAUGCUUUUUUCUGUAAUCACUACCAAUCUUUUUGCUUUGUAUGCUUUCACUUACUCCCCUAAGGACCCUCUGACCAACCACUCAAUUCACCAUACUCAAAAGAACAUAUCUUUGAUAUCCGAACAAGUCUCCUUGAUCCUCAGGGAGAUUGAAUCUUCUCAAAAGAAGCUCGCCCAGAUGGAAAAGGAGCUCUUAGGUUAUGAAAGCAUCGAUCUUUCCAGACCCAAUACUGCAAAUGAGCUAAAAGCUUUCUUGCAGCACCAUUUGCUGCCUCUGGGAAAAGAUUCAAGAACUGGGAUCACUGAAAUGGUAGCUUCUGUGGGGCAUUCUUGCGAGAAAUCUGUGGAUUUGCUGUCUCAGUACAUGAAUUAUAAGGUCAGUGGACCUUGUCCUGAUGAUUGGAGUCUUGGCCAAAAGCUGAUUUUGCGGGGAUGUGAGCCAUUGCCUAGGAGGAGGUGCUUUGCUAAGACUAUUCCUAAGGUGGGUCUCCAACCUUUUCCUAUUUCACUUUGGAAAAGUGUUAGUGAAAAGGUUUACAGUUGGAGUGGUCUUACUUGCAAGAAUUUAGCUUGUUUGAAUAGCAAGAAGUUGAAUAGGGAUUGUGCUGGUUGUUUUGAUAUCGUAAAUGGUUAUGAAACUCAAAAGUAUAUUAAGGCAAGAGGCAAAAAUGAUUUCCUUAUUGAUGAUGUAUUAGCCUUGGGGAGUGGUGGUAUUAGAAUUGGAUUUGAUAUUGGUGGAGGUUCUGGGACUUUUGCUGCUAGAAUGGCUGAAAGGAACGUGACUGUAGUUACUGCCACUUUGAAUAUUGAUGCACCAUUUAAUGAAUUCAUUGCUGCAAGAGGGCUCUUUCCUGUGUUCUUGAGUUUAGAUCAUAGGUUCCCUUUCUAUGAUAAUGUGUUCGAUUUGAUUCAUGCUGCGAAUGGAUUGGAUGUUGGGGGCCGCCCUGAGAAGUUGGAGUUCUUGAUGUUUGACAUUGAUAGAAUACUGAGAGCCGGCGGAUUGCUUUGGUUGGAUAACUUUUACUGCUCUAAUGAUGACAAGAAAACAGCUUUAACUCGGAUAAUUGAACAAUUCGGCUACAAGAAGCUUAAAUGGGUAGUGGGAGAGAAGAUCAAUGGAUCAGGAAAAGCAGAAGUUUACCUCUCUGCUGUUCUUCAGAAACCAGUAAGGGUACAAUGAAUUAGGACUGGUCCCUGCAUAUUAAGAGCACAACCUGAGGCUUAUAUCUGGAUGAACUUGCAAUGUGGGUCACUAAGGUGCUUCCAGUGAACUUUUUUAUCUCACUGAUAAGCCCAGUUGUUGAAUGCUUUUGGUGGGUGUUGGCUUCUGACCGUCAAAAGAUUCUGCUUGAUUUCUUCAAUCACCUAUUUAAGGGCUUUUGCUGCAUAAGUGCUCGAGGCAUUUCAUUGAGAUACAAAAUGGUCCUCAAAUGCUGUUUAUGCUUUUCAAUGUUCAGGACUUUGUGCUCGUUGUUUCUGGAUCAUUGCCUUUUGUUAAGCUUUUUAUUGUGUUUGGUU
This is a messenger RNA of Coffea eugenioides, 1881 nucleotides long. RefSeq lists its product as uncharacterized. NCBI's taxonomy places the organism in Eukaryota, Viridiplantae, Streptophyta, Magnoliopsida, Gentianales, Rubiaceae. Gene Ontology annotation, molecular function: methyltransferase activity. Bases 281 to 1543 code for a protein of 420 amino acids. The record is from RefSeq and is a predicted model, not a curated record. The transcript has 2 exons.